Mugil cephalus (flathead mullet) is the source of this 1623-nucleotide messenger RNA. Its product is annotated as natterin-3-like. The record is from RefSeq and is a predicted model, not a curated record. The transcript is spliced from 3 exons. NCBI's taxonomy places the organism in Eukaryota, Metazoa, Chordata, Actinopteri, Mugiliformes, Mugilidae. The coding region runs from base 91 to 1269 and encodes 392 amino acids.
GAUCAUCCCAAGGGGCAUAUAUGAUUUCUGUCUCAGCCAUAAAGAACCAACACGAGCCAAACCACGGUCAAGACUAAGUGGCCCACAGAUAUGAUGCUGUCACUGUUGCUGGUGCUGGCUCUGACCACAGGCAGUCUGCAGGACACUGUCAAGAAACCCUCUCAGGACCUAAAUGUCUCUUCACUGAACUACGAUCUUGAAGAGAGAGUUAACACAUCAGUGUUAACACAUCAUCACCUGUCUCCUGAUAAGCCUAAACUAAAAAGGCAGGCUAACCCUUUCACCUCUACAAUUGAUGAUCAAGGCAAACUGAAAUGGCUGAUCUGGUCUGGUUUUCUCCCAAACGGAUCUGUUUCAAUUUACAACUACUACGUUAAACGCUGGGACUAUGUCUGCAAAUUCCAAUGCGAGGCAGGCUUCUACAGCCCCAGCGUGGAUUCCUACUGCCACUACGCCUAUGGAGGUAAAGAGUAUCGUAAACAGUCAUUUGAGAUCCUUGUGAAUGAAGACAACUUUGAGAUCCUGGAGUGGAAAGAUGGCUCUUAUGAUUCAAUCCCUCAACACCCAGUCAAAACAUGUUCUGGAGAUGAACUCUUUGUCGGGAAAAACAAGUACGGUCUUGGGAAGGUGCAUCGUAAACACCAGGCCUUCUUUCUUCCUUGGAAAGGUGAAGAAUAUUGGUACAAGAGCUACAAGGUCCUGACCAUGAAUAAGGAUGUUGAGAACGAGCACAUCUCUGAGAUCAAGUACAACAGCGACGCAGCUGAAGUUAUCAAAUAUCCCCCAGAAACAAUGCACACUUCUACCAUCGUCAACUAUGAAUGUAAUACGGUGACAAAGACCAUAACCCUUUCAAAGCAAAGUCAGGAGGAGAGAAUGUGGCACAUCAGCAGCUCUAUCAUGGUCAGCAUGAAGAAAACAUUCACCGGAGGCAUCCCAAAUGUUGUGAGUUCACAAAUUGAAGUCAGCGGGGCGAUCACAAUGCAGUUCUCAGGAGGACAUACUUACACAGAGACGAGCUCCCACUCCGUUUCUGUAGAGAUCAUUGUCCCACCAAACCACACCUGCAAAACUCGAAUGUUGGGCUAUAGGUACAAGUCAAUCAUCCCUUUCAAUGCACGUCUAACCCGCACCUAUCGCAACGGGGAGGUCAAAUGGACAUCCAUUUCAGGGACAUUCAAUGGUGUCCAGACUGGACAAGUUAUGGCAGUAGUAGAUCGCUGUCAACCUUUAACCAGCACCAUGCCAUGUCCCAUAAAGACAGCUUAAGACACCUGAGACUCCUCUAUGAAACUGUAGUGAAUCUGUAGUUUUACUAUGUGUACCACAAGAACAAAUAAUUUAGAUUCUAAUUUAUAGUAAAAGUAGGGAAAAGAGUGCCCUUUGAAGCCUGGCAUAUGAUAUAAUAUAUAAUAUUCAGAAAGCAUGAUUAUUUUGAAACUGAGGUGCUUAUAGGACACUCGCUUUAUAUUUAAUACAAUUAUAUGAUUAAUCUAUCAAUUACACAUUGAUUAAAUGAAGGCAUAUUUUUACUAAUACAUCAAUGCAUUUAAUUAUUUAAAUAAUCAGUUCAUUACAUUUGAAAAAUUAUUAAAAAAUAAAUAAAUAAAAGUUUCUCACCAA